UCCAAAUGUCAAAGGAGAUAUAUUUAUAAAAAAUGUUUGUCUCUAAAAAUAGGAACUCAGUUUUUGUUUGUUUCUACUUCUGAUGUUCCAAGUGAUGAUUGCGGUCGCGUCUUUUCUAAAUAUAAUGUAACCGAUAUUGAGAAUUGUAUUUUUAGAACGCCAGGUAGCGAGCGAGGCCGCUUACAAAAUUUCCUACUUCAACAGCACUCGAAGUAGACUAUUUAAAAAUUGGAAAUUAAUUUACAUUCCUCUAAAACAUUCUGUACAAUUUAAUCUAGAAAUAUAUAAUUAAUGACGUGGUUGAGGAAAUGAGGAGCAAAUUCAGAAAUACAACUUCCGAAAUAAAACCUGGAGAUCUUUUGUUGUCAGAGCAACCAUUCGCUUAUGUAUUAUCGUCCAAAGAACAAGGAAACCGAUGUGAUAAUUGCUUAGAAAAAGUCAAACUCCUAAAAUGUUCAGGAUGUCAAUUUGUUUAUUACUGUGGAAGAUCAUGUCAGAAAGACGCGUGGGGAGAUCACAAGUGGGAGUGCCCUAAUCUCAAACGAGUCGCGCCAAAAGUAAUCCCUGAUGGCGCACGAAUGCUGGCAAAGAUCAUCAACAGGUUGAACCGGGGCGAUGGACACUCGUUUAGGUCUUUUUAUUCGGCUACAUCAUUUAGAAUGUGGAAGGAUCUUAUGUCACAUUAUCCAAAUUUGAAAGCAGACAAGAAAAGGAUGGACCAUUUCACUUCAUUAUGCGUUGUGCUGUAUGAAUUUUUAAAAGACAUUUCUCUACCAAACACCGUUGAGCUAAUGGGGCUUUAUGGACGGAUGGUGAUAAACAGCUUCAUGAUCUUAGAUACAGACAUGAAUUCGAUUGGUACCGGUAUUUAUUUGGCUUCCUCCAUAGUGGACCACAGUUGCGAACCAAAUGCUGUGGUCACGUUUGACGGAAAGACAAUCAACAUAAGAGCGAUACAAAACAUGUCUUACUUAGACUGGAAUCAGAUACGCAUAUCUUAUAUCGACAUGAUGAAAACACCGUAUGAAAGACAAAAUGAGUUGUUGAGCAGCUAUUACUUCUUGUGUGGAUGUCACAGGUGCAUCGAUGGAAAUCAAGUUAAAUAUGUUCACGCCGCCAAAUGCUUAAACGAAAACUGUGAAGCUCCCGUAAAGAUUACCUGGAAUGAAAACUGUCAGCUCGUCUUACGACCCGUGACUGAGGGGUCAACGCAAAAUGGCGUAUCGAACGGGAUUCAAAAUGGCGACUUUCAAAAACAAAAUGGCGGAUGCGACGAGGAGGAAAUUGAUAACGAAGAAUUUGUUUAUUGUAAAGAAUGUGGAACUAAAUAUACGGAGAAACACGUGGAAGCUUUCAUUAAAAUCAUGGAAUUCACCAAACAACAUUUAAAGAAUAUGGAGGGUAGUUCUGUGGCAUAUGUAGACGUUUGCAACUACUGCCUGGACCGUCACGAGGGCGUGCUGCAUCCGUUGAACGUGAUGCACGCUCAGACUCUGGACCACGCCUUCGAGGCUCACGUACAGAUGCAGCUCUGGGAGAAGGCGUGUGUAUACGCCGAAAGACUCAUUCCGUGUUUCAGGUUUUAUCACGGCGACAAGAAUCCUCUAUUGGGCCUGUUAUAUCUGAAGUACGGUAAGAUCCUGCUGUACAAGAUGGAUUUGGAAAAGGCCGUUGCGCAACUGAAACUCGCUGAGAAAAUCAUAAAGACAACUCACGGAGAAUCGCAUCCUCUUUACAGAGAACAAUUGGUGCCUUUGCUUCAACAAGCCUUGGCGGAGGCGGAUUGAGUGUUGAUCGUUCAGUAUUGGUGGGGAGCUUUAGGUACCUUCAUUAAGUGUAUUGAAUAAUUGGUUGAAUUUUAAUAAUCAUUUGACCGUCUGGUUUUUAAUGAGCUCAACUAAAAAUAUAAUUCAAUGUACAAAUGUACGUGUGUUAAAGAAUUAAAUUUAAAUUGGGAGUUAAUGACGACGAAUAAUGCUCUAUCCCUUUCUCGCAUAGCUUCGAAUUGACAGAUACAAAUACAAAAUACUGAAUUAGCACUAGAAAUAAUUUUAAGGAAACUCCCAUAAUAGACAACUUUUAAUUGUCAUUACUUUUGCAAUGGCAAAUGUGUACGGGCAGUUUUAGUCAAUUCGCUCUUCUCAGAAAAAGUCGAGAGGAGGCAAACAUUAAUAAAUAUAAACACGAUCAUUUGUUGAGACGACGUUAAUGGUCCAGUGACAACUCUCUCCUCCUUCAGUCGUGCUCCUUAUGUGUAAGGGUCGAGACUUCCUUAUCAAUGAGUUUCGACCUCAAAACGUUGUGCCAACUCGUCUUGUUUUCGGCUACCCUGGGAGCUUAGUAGACCAUGGAUUCGAGGGUGACGAGGACCUGGUCAGACUAACCCAUUGGAAUGCAUCCUCGCAAAACUCAAAAACAACACUUAAUGUUUUUUUGAAUUUUUUAGAAGAUGUACAUAAAAGCUUACAUAUCAGGUAAUACAGAGACGAUUCGAGUUUUGUAAAAACUGUUUUAUUAAUUUACAGAUUAGUGAAAUAAAUUUUACGGUUUUAGAAAAAAACAACGCGUGGCACUCGGGAACUGCCUCGGUAAAGCUAUUGC
Bombyx mandarina (wild silkworm) is the source of this 2601-nucleotide messenger RNA. RefSeq names its product SET and MYND domain containing, class 3 (gene Smyd3). NCBI's taxonomy places the organism in Eukaryota, Metazoa, Arthropoda, Insecta, Lepidoptera, Bombycidae. Gene Ontology annotation, cellular component: nucleus. The record is from RefSeq and is a predicted model, not a curated record. Gene Ontology annotation, molecular function: protein binding.